CUCUGGCAUCAGCGGACUUUUAGUUUGUGGCUUCAGAAGCAAAACAGGCUGCGCGGUGCAGAAUCACUUCGCUGUUCAGAGUUUGAUCGUCUGGGAGCCUUUUUUUUACGCACGUGUGUUUUUUUUCCCCUUCUGCGCCGAAAUCAAAGUUUGGAAUUACUGUGAGUGCGAUUUGACUGACUGCAUGAAAUAGCGGUGAACAUUUGGGGCUCUUUGAAGAGACGAGCUUACCAUUUAUUAUGACCGCUGAGGCGCAUUCACAUUUGGGACUGCAGAAAACCUCCAUGGAUUUCGUCAGCGACUUUGACUUGAUGAAGUUCGGCGUAAAGAAGGAGACGAUGCAGGGAAUAGACCGUUCCUUCAUCGGGCCGUGCAGCCAGCUCCAGAGACCAGACUCUGUCUCCUCCACCCCCGGCAGCACACCUUGUAACUCGGUACCCUCAUCACCAAACCUCCAUCCAAACGAGCAAAGAAAUAACCCCGGAGGCGACCCGUUCUGGAUACCCAACAACGGGGGUUACCCUCAGCAAAUGUACCCUCAAGCUUUUGGUCUGACACCCGAGGACGCAGUGGAGGCCCUCAUCGGUGCUACAGCGCAGCAGGGGCACCCUUCUGCGCCCCACGGCCACCACCCGCCACCUUUCCCAACAGAAUAUGACGGGUACGGCCACCUGGGCGAGCCUAUCCAGCACUACCCGGGGCUCCCGGGUCACCCCGACAUGCAAGGCAUCCCAAGCAGUCACUGCCAAGACCCCUAUCUCAAAGACGACAUGGGGUGCGCGUCCCCUGAGUCGCCGGAGGCCCAGCAGGUCAUCGGUGCGCACCACCAUCUCCAGCAGCCGCACAGCCGCCAAGACAGGAGAGCCGGGGCCGAUUCCCAUUUCUCAGACGACCAGCUGGUUUCCAUGUCCGUCAGGGAGCUCAAUCGGCUCCUCAGAGGCCUCAGCAAGGAUGAAGUGAUGCGUCUCAAGCAGAAGCGCCGGACCCUGAAAAACAGAGGUUACGCACAGUCCUGCCGGUACAAGCGCGUCCAGCAGAAGCACAUUUUGGAGCACGAAAAGACCAGCCUGGUGUCACAGGUCGAGCAUCUGAAACAUGAACUCAACAGACUGGUGCGUGAGAGGGAUGCAUACAAACUUAAAUGUGAGAAACUGUCCGGUGCAAACUGUUACCACGAAACCGGGUCCACCAGUGACAACCCUUCCUCACCCGAGUAUUCAAUGUGAGUUUGGUGAAUUGCCCGCAGAACUGGUUCUUUUCCAUACAGAGACAUUUAUGUUGACAGCACGCCUUGCUUCUUAACAAACAAUCCCAAGGACGUUUGAACAUAAGGAUCUCACUCAAAUAAUUUUAAAUAGAUACAACUAGGCAACAAGUUAUGAAUGGAAAAUCACACUGAAGCAUGCAUGCAGGACAUGUAUGAGAUUUUUUUAUUUUAUACAGGCAUAUGUAUUUUGUCUGAAAGGAUAUACUUGAAAUCAAAGAAUAUUCCCUUUUAUUAAUAUCCAACUUAUUUUUAAUCAUUUUGCUUAAGUUACUGCUCAAUCUUCAUAUCAGUGAUUUUGUUUGCUUAGUUUUGUAGCUCAAAUUAUAGCCUCAUGCUUCUUUAUCAAAGAAAACAUACUGGAAAGAAUGAUGCUAGAAAUUACAUUAUUAUUAUUUUUAUGAAUCUGAUUCUGCUGGACAGAUGUGUUCUUUGUUCUUCUUAAGAUAAUAUACAGUUUUGCAAAUUGUGUUUCUUUUACUAUGUUUUUCAUUUAUUAUG
Molecule: messenger RNA, 1765 nt
Organism: Scomber japonicus (chub mackerel)
Lineage: Eukaryota; Metazoa; Chordata; Actinopteri; Scombriformes; Scombridae
Gene: mafbb
Product: v-maf avian musculoaponeurotic fibrosarcoma oncogene homolog Bb
Exons: 1
Coding region: 240-1226 (328 amino acids)
Biological process (GO): regulation of transcription by RNA polymerase II
Cellular component (GO): nucleus
Molecular function (GO): RNA polymerase II cis-regulatory region sequence-specific DNA binding; DNA-binding transcription factor activity, RNA polymerase II-specific
Source: RefSeq, a predicted model, not a curated record